CUGUUGGGUCUAGUGGAAGGCUCCAUCGUGAGCAUCACUGGACAUCUGAAUCGGUUAACGAAACCAUUUAGAAGCAUUCUAGAGACAAUGAAUAUUGAAAGGAAAACUUUGAAGGAAAAAACCAACUACACUGAUGGUGUGCGAUUAGGAAGCAACAAAAUUUGGCGCCCUUUGGAGUUGUAUCGUGAUGUUCUAAACGCAACCUCUAAAAACAGUCAACCAGAGCAGGAAGUCAUCCAAUACUCGAUCUACAUCAAACUCCUCAACGCGAUUUGGUACAUACUUCUGAGCUACUCUGAGGCCAUGUGCUACCUCAUUAUCAUUCUAAACCAAGUGAUCAGAGCCAAUUUCAUUUCCCUACCGCUGGUGAUUCUGAUGUUCUGCUGGGGAGCGUUGACAGUACCUAAACCGACAAGGACUUACUGGGUGAUAACUAUUGCCUAUGUUUUGAUUAUGCUGUUCCUCAAAAACGUCUUCGUAAUGAAAGUGAUUCCUUGGAACGCCAAGCAAGAACUAUACGAUGACAACCUGUUCUUCCCUCCGGGAAUUAUAGGGAUCACUAGUACAACUAGGGUUGUGUUCAAUUUUAUUAUGUUGGUGGUUUUCUUUUUUCACAGAGUCGUCUUGCAGAAGCUUGGCUUGUGGAAGCCGUUCACCUACCGCAACUCAGCCCUGAUUGAAGAUGGUGACUAUUUUGUUCGGGAGGGCAAGCUUACGCGCUUAAAUAGGAACGAUCCAAGAGGUCCAUCCACAUUAGCAGUCAAAACAUUUGGCGUUUCCAUGAGCGAUUAUUUCCCCAGAUCAGUGUUGGCAAGUUUUAUCAAAUACGCAGAAAACUUCAGACUGUUCACCCAGCAAUCAAUCACACCGUCGUCCGCGCAAAUCCCUGUUGAUGUUUACACUCCAAUGUUCCUCUGCGACUUGAUUAAUUUGUGCCUCAUUCUGUUCUUCUAUGGGGACUUUAAUAAUGAUCUGGAAAGGAGCGGUUUAAUAGAAUUCAUGCAGAACAACACGGUACCCAUAUCGUUCAUAGUAACAGUACUGGUGCUGGUGUUCCUCAUGGUGAUCGACAGGGCGAUCUACCGUAGGAAAAACCGAUUUGCCAAGCUGGUCUUUUACUUUCUACAAGUCAUCUCGUGCCAUUUAUAUUUGUUCGUUCUAUAUCCAAUAGUGACCAAGAAGAAAUUCAGGGACACUCGAGUGGUUCAGGCGUUCUACGUGUUCAAGUGUUUGUACUUUCUGUUUUCAGCCUACCAAAUCAGGAACGGGUAUCCUUCAUUGAUAUCGUUUCAAUUCCUGUGGCAUGGAAUGACAGUGUUCAAUAGGUUUGCCUAUAAGUUUUACCUGCUGAUUCCUUACUUCUUCGAGCUGAGAGUCUUACUGGACUGGAUCUGCAGCGACAGCUGUUUAGCUGUGACCGAUUGGUUCAAAAUGGAGGAAAUUACUAGCAACAUGUUUGAUCAAAGAUGUGGACAGGACCUGGAUGAGAAUUGGAGUGAACCGGCCGGGACGGCCAAGGACCGUAACAAGAAGUACUUGGUGGGCGGGUUUCUCUAUGUCCUGCUGAUUCUGACGGUUAUUUUCCCGUUUUUACUGUUUUCCUUGAGCGGUACUGUUGGAGUCCAGACUCAUCCUGCUAAGAUCAAGCUGCAAGUUUCGAUUGGGAGCUCAGAGCCGAUUUUUGAGUCUUAUGCUUCCCAGAAGAGCUUGAAGCUCCUUAGUAAAGAGGACUACAAAAACCUGACCACUACUUUCAACAGCAUUCCGGAAUCUGAGGAAAUUUUCGAAAAUUUUCACGCAGAUGACGUCGUAGUUGUCGAUUGGUCACCCAACAGUUUGACCAAGUGGAAGGUGUCUCCUGGCUCCUAUGCAGAACUUAUAGAAGAUGUUUUCUCAGAUGAUGAUUUUGCGGUUCGCGUGGAAAUUAGCUACACCCAUCUGGGGACUGGAGGCCAAAAGGUCAAAAGGAUCUUCGGACAAAGCGCCGUUGUUCCGCCCUUACCGAAUCCACAGCGGCAAAAUUUGAUUAAUAUGCUCCAAUCCAACAUCAGUGUAGACACAGCCAUAUGGGUGCCAUUGUCUUUUCCGAAAUUCCUGCUUAUUACCAAGGAUGGCACCCCGAAACCUUUGCCAAUAAUGUUGGAACAAGGAAAUUACACGUAUGACCCAUACAACGAGUCCUCAUUCCUGCAAGAUACCGACGAUGAUGAGGACACUCCGGCUGAUCCCAAGAUCUUGCGGAAUCUUGUAGCGUCGCUUCUGGUCAAUGAGGAUGGAGAUAAAUGGUGGUAUAUAACGGAGGAAUGUAGCGCAGAGGACGACAACUACUUUUACUACCUGAAAGACCUCGUGCAUAACAGUUGCGAGCAUUUAGUGCUGUACACUUUCAAUGAGAGAGUGUUUUCGAAUACCAUGAGCUACGUGACUCAGAGUGGAAUCAUUGGACUUUACCUGCUGUACUUUAUGAUGGUGAUUGGGAUUAUUCGAGGCUGUCGGGUAUCAGUGGGUGAAAUAUGGAUAGAAGACCUUCCACUCUCAGACGACAUUAUGAGGAAAUGCCUGGAAGUGUACAUAGCCAGAGACAUGCACAAUUUCGAGCUGGAAGAAGAACUGUUUGCCGAAUUGAUUUUCAUUAUGAGAUCCCGAGAGUUGCUGAUAAAAUUGAGCAGGCUUAAAGACAGCGGCUACAAUCCUCCCAUAGUCGCUCCAGUGGCUAAGAGAAAGCAAAGUGAGGACGACAAUGAUAAGGAAACUUCCACAUAGACUUAAUGAAUAGUUUUAAACGUGGCUAAGUGCUGUUUUCAGCUCGGGAUAAAAAUAAACUGUUAAGUAAUGA
Molecule: messenger RNA, 2836 nt
Organism: Dendroctonus ponderosae (mountain pine beetle)
Lineage: Eukaryota; Metazoa; Arthropoda; Insecta; Coleoptera; Curculionidae
Product: piezo-type mechanosensitive ion channel component 1
Exons: 18
Coding region: 88-2763 (891 amino acids)
Biological process (GO): regulation of membrane potential; cellular response to mechanical stimulus; detection of mechanical stimulus
Cellular component (GO): plasma membrane
Molecular function (GO): mechanosensitive monoatomic ion channel activity; monoatomic cation channel activity
Source: RefSeq, a predicted model, not a curated record